This is a messenger RNA of Antechinus flavipes (yellow-footed antechinus), 10640 nucleotides long. RefSeq names its product pleckstrin homology domain interacting protein (gene PHIP). Bases 210 to 5678 code for a protein of 1822 amino acids. Gene Ontology annotation, cellular component: nucleus. Gene Ontology annotation, biological process: regulation of cell shape; cytoskeleton organization; regulation of transcription by RNA polymerase II. The record is from RefSeq and is a predicted model, not a curated record. Gene Ontology annotation, molecular function: protein binding. The transcript has 40 exons. Lineage: Eukaryota; Metazoa; Chordata; Mammalia; Dasyuromorphia; Dasyuridae.
CCGCCGCUGCCUGUGAGUUGUUGUUUCCUCCUCCUCCUCCUCCGCCGCCGCCUCCUCCUCCGCCGCUGUUGGUUGAAUGGUGGAGCUGAGGCUCUGGCUGGGGAACACACAGUGACAGCUACAGGGCAGGCAGGCAGGCGGCGGCGUCGUCCCCGCUUCCCGUCCUCGGCCGGGGAACCCCGCCAGUGGCCCCUAAGUGACCAAUAAACAUGUCUUGUGAGAGCAAAGGCCUCUCGGAGCUGCGAUCGGAACUCUACUUCCUCAUCGCCCGGUUCCUGGAAGACGGACCCUGUCAGCAGGCGGCUCAGGUGCUGAUUCGAGAAGUGGCCGAGAAGGAGCUGUUACCCCGGCGAACUGACUGGACGGGGAAAGAGCAUCCCAGGACCUACCAGAAUCUGGUGAAGUAUUAUAGACAUUUGGCACCUGAUCACUUGCUACAAAUAUGCCAUCGACUAGGACCACUUCUAGAGCAAGAAAUUCCUCAAAGUGUCCCUGGAGUGCAAACAUUAUUAGGAGCUGGAAGACAGUCUCUGCUUCGCACAAAUAAAAGCUGCAAACAUGUUGUGUGGAAAGGAUCUGCUCUUGCUGCUUUACAUUGUGGAAGACCUCCAGAGUCUCCAAUCAACUAUGGAAGUCCCCCUAGUAUAGCGGAUACUUUGUUUUCAAGGAGACUGAAUGGGAAGUACAGACUUGAGCGACUUGUACCUACUGCAGUAUAUCAGCACAUGAAAAUGCACAAAAGAAUUCUUGGACAUUUAUCUUCCGUAUACUGUGUAACUUUUGAUCGAACCGGAAGGAGAAUAUUUACUGGUUCUGAUGAUUGCCUUGUAAAAAUCUGGGCAACAGAUGAUGGAAGAUUGCUGGCUACUUUAAGAGGUCAUGCAGCUGAAAUAUCAGAUAUGGCUGUGAACUAUGAAAACACCAUGAUAGCUGCUGGAAGUUGUGAUAAAAUGAUUCGAGUAUGGUGUCUACGAACUUGUGCUCCUUUGGCAGUUCUUCAGGGUCACAGUGCAUCUAUAACAUCACUACAGUUUUCUCCAUUAUGCAGUGGCUCAAAGAGAUAUCUCUCUUCUACAGGGGCAGAUGGCACAAUAUGUUUUUGGCUGUGGGAUGCUGGAACCCUUAAAAUAAAUCAAAGACCCACAAAAUUUACAGAACGUCCUCGACCUGGAGUUCAGAUGAUCUGUUCUUCUUUUAGUGCUGGUGGAAUGUUUCUGGCCACAGGAAGUACCGAUCAUAUCAUUAGAGUUUAUUUUUUUGGAUCAGGUCAGCCAGAGAAAAUAUCAGAACUGGAGUUUCAUACUGACAAAGUUGAUAGUAUUCAGUUUUCAAACACUAGUAGCAGAUUUGUAAGUGGGAGUCGUGAUGGAACAGCUCGAAUUUGGCAGUUUAAGAGAAAAGAAUGGAAGAGUAUUUUGUUAGAUAUGGCUACUCGUCCAGCAGGACAAAACAUGCAAGGGGUAGAAGAUAAAAUCACAAAACUGAAAGUAACUAUGGUAGCAUGGGACCGUCAUGACAACACUGUUAUAACUGCUGUUAAUAAUAUGACCUUAAAAGUCUGGAAUUCUUAUACUGGUCAACUUAUUCAUGUACUCAUGGGCCAUGAAGAUGAAGUAUUUGUACUUGAACCACACCCAUUUGAUCCUAGAGUUCUUUUUUCUGCUGGCCAUGAUGGAAAUGUGAUAGUGUGGGACCUUGCUAGAGGAGUCAAAAUUCGUUCUUAUUUCAACAUGAUUGAAGGCCAAGGACAUGGAGCAGUAUUUGACUGCAAAUGCUCUCCUGAUGGUCAGCAUUUUGCAUGUACAGAUUCCCAUGGGCAUCUUUUAAUUUUUGGCUUUGGCUCCAGCAGCAAGUAUGACAAGAUAGCUGAUCAGAUGUUCUUUCAUAGUGAUUAUCGGCCUCUAAUCCGUGAUGCCAACAAUUUUGUGUUGGAUGAACAAACUCAGCAAGCACCCCAUCUCAUGCCUCCCCCAUUUUUAGUUGAUGUUGAUGGUAACCCUCAUCCAUCAAGAUAUCAGAGAUUAGUACCUGGUCGUGAGAACUGUAGAGAUGAACAGCUUAUUCCUCAGAUGGGAGUAACAUCCUCAGGACUAAAUCAAGUUUUAAGUCAGCAAGCAAACCAGGAAGUCAGUCCUUUGGACAGCAUGAUUCAGAGGCUUCAACAAGAACAGGAUCUGAGACGCUCUAGUGAAGCUGGUACCAGUAACAAUAGCCGUUUAGGCAGAGCCUCUGUUAGCUCUACCUCAGAAGUUCAUUCACCACCAAAUAUAGGCCUGAGGCGCAGUGGACAAAUUGAAGGUGUAAGGCAAAUGCAUAGCAACGCACCAAGAAGUGAGAUAGCUACAGAACGGGAUCUUGUGGCCUGGAGUCGAAGGGUUGUAGUACCUGAAUUAUCAGUUGGGGUUGCCAGUAGGCAAGAAGAAUGGAGAACUGCAAAAGGAGAAGAAGAAAUAAAAAUUUACAGGUCAGAAGAAAAAAGAAAACACUUUACAAUUCCAAGAGAGAAUAAAAUACCCACUUUGUCAAAGAAUCAUACUCAUGAUCAUUUACUUGACUCUGGAGACUCAAGAAAGCAACAAACUAAUCAGCAUAACUACCGUACAAGAUCUGCCUUGGAAGAAACAGCAAGACCCUCAGAAGAGUUAGAAAAUGGCAAUAGUUCUUCAGAUGAAGGUGAAAUAGUUGCUGUCAGUGGUGGAACAUCAGAAGAUGAAGAGAGAGCAUGGCACAGUGAUGGCAGUUCAAGUGAUUAUUCUAGUGAUUAUUCUGAUUGGACAGCUGAUGCAGGAAUUAACCUGCAGCCACCAAAGAAAGUUCCUAAACAUAAACUAAAGAAAGCAGAAAGCAGUUCAGAAGAUGAAGAAGAAUCUGAAAAACAAAAGCAAAAACAAAUUAAAAAAGAAAGGAAAAAAGGAAAUGAAGAAAAAGAUGGACCAACGUCACCAAAGAAAAAGAAGCCCAAAGAGAGAAAGCAAAAGAGAUUGGCUGUUGGAGAAUUGACUGAAAAUGGUUUGACAUUAGAAGAAUGGUUGCCUUCAGUAUGGAUUACAGAUACUGUUCCUCGAAGAUGUCCAUUUGUACCACAAAUGGGAGAUGAGGUUUACUAUUUUCGACAAGGACAUGAAGCAUAUGUUGAAAUGGCCCGAAAAAAUAAAAUUUAUAGCAUUAAUCCAAAAAAACAGCCAUGGCAUAAAAUGGAAUUGCGGGAGCAAGAGCUAAUGAAAAUAGUUGGCAUCAAAUAUGAAGUGGGUUUGCCUACACUGUGCUGCCUUAAACUUGCUUUUCUAGAUCCUGAUACUGGUAAACUGACUGGAGGAGCCUUUACAAUGAAGUACCAUGAUAUGCCAGAUGUUAUAGAUUUUCUAGUCUUAAGGCAACAAUUUGAUGAUGCAAAAUAUAGACGAUGGAAUAUAGGUGAUCGGUUCAGGUCAGUCAUAGAUGAUGCUUGGUGGUUUGGAACUAUUGAAAGCCAGGAACCUCUUCAGCCUGAAUAUCCUGAUAGUUUAUUUCAGUGUUACAAUGUCUGCUGGGAUAAUGGAGACACGGAAAAGAUGAGCCCUUGGGAUAUGGAACUUAUUCCUAAUAAUGCUGUAUUUCCUGAAGAGCUAGGAACAAGUGUUCCUUUAACUGAUGUUGAAUGCAGAACAUUAAUAUAUAAACCUUUGGAUGGAGAAUGGGGUUCUAAUUCCAGGGAUGAAGAAUGUGAAAGAAUUAUCACAGGAAUAAACCAGCUCAUGACACUAGAUAUUGCUUCUGCAUUUGUGGCCCCUGUGGAUCUACAAGCAUAUCCCAUGUAUUGCACUGUAGUGGCAUAUCCUACUGAUCUCAGUACAAUUAAACAAAGACUGGAAAGCAGAUUUUACAGGCGGGUUUCAUCACUGAUGUGGGAAGUUCGAUAUAUAGAACAUAACACACGUACAUUUAAUGAGCCUGGAAGCCCUAUUGUGAAAUCUGCCAAAUUUGUCACUGAUCUUCUUUUACAUUUUAUAAAAGAUCAGACUUGCUAUAACAUCAUUCCACUCUACAAUACAAUGAAGAAAAAAGUCCUCUCUGAUUCAGAGGAAGAAGAGAAAGAUGCUGAUGUGCCAGGAACGUCUACCCGUAAAAGGAAGGAUCACCAGCCCAGAAGACGUUUACGCAAUAGAGCUCAGUCUUACGAUACCCAGGCCUGGAGAAAUCAGUGCCAAGAAUUAUUAAACCUUAUAUUUCAAUGUGAAGAUUCUGAGCCAUUCCGUCAGCCCGUGGAUCUCCUUGAAUAUCCAGAUUACAGAGACAUUAUUGACACUCCAAUGGAUUUUGCUACAGUUAGGGAGACUUUGGAGGCUGGUAAUUAUGAGUCACCAAUGGAAUUGUGUAAAGAUGUAAGACUUAUUUUCAGCAAUUCCAAAGCUUAUACACCAAGCAAGAGAUCAAGGAUUUAUAGUAUGAGUUUGCGUCUGUCUGCUUUCUUUGAGGAACACAUUAGUUCAGUUUUGUCAGAUUAUAAAUCUGCUCUUCGUUUCCAUAAAAGAAAUACAAUAACCAAAAAGAGGAAGAAAAGAAACAGAAGCAGCUCUAUUUCCAGUAGCACUGCAUCAAGCCCUGAAAGGAAAAAAAGGUUGCUAAAACCUCUCCUGAAGGCAGAUAUCUCUACCUCUCCAUUUUCUACACCUUCACGAACAAUAGCCCCAAGACAUAAUGCUGUUCAGAUGAAUGGAAAAACGAUAGAGUCCAAUUCUGUGGUGCGAACUAGAAGCAACAGAGGACUUACAGACCUAAUUGUAACUGAGCAACCAUCUACUUCUUCGGGAAGCAAGCCUUUGAUUUCAAAGCCUAAUGUUUCUGUGAUACCUGGGAAAACAAUGCUGGAGAAUACUACAAAACAUUCCAAAAAUGUAAAUAGUCUUUCAGGCUCAAGUCAAUCUAAUUUUAGUCACAGUACUAGGAAUAACUCUGCCAGAGAAAAUAUAGAGAAGGAAAAGCCAGUCAAACGUAAAAUGAAAUCAUCUGCUCUUAACAAGACACCCACUCCAAUUCAGCAAGCAGAUUGCAAGAAUAAUGCUUUGGCAUCAGGAAGCAUCCAAGUAAAUGGGCAUGGAGGUCAGCCAUCAAAACUCAUUGUAAAGAGAGGCCCUGGAAGGAAACCCAAGGUAGAAGCGAAUAUAAGCAGCAAUGAAGUUGUACACAAGAAAAGAGGCAGAAAGCCCAAAAAACUUCAGUGUAUGAAACAGGAAAAUUCAGAGCAAAAUAUAGUACAAACCAUCAGAGAUGUGAUUAAUGAUGAAGUAACUGCAGCUUCUUCAGCGUGCAAUUUUCUUUCUGAAACUAAUAUUGUAAAAGAAGAUUUAUUACAAAAAAAGAGCCGUGGGGGCAGAAAGCCCAAAAGAAAGACAAAGGCACAGAAGCCAGAUUUAGACCUUAUGGUUCCUGCAAGUGUUAAGAUGCUAAGAAGAAGUAGUAGAAAAAAGACAGAUGAACCUAUGGAUGAGGAUGAUGGGUCUGAGGAACUUAAGGGCUCUGAGCCCCACAUGAGAACUAGAAACCAGGGUCGAAGGACAGCAUUUUACAAUGAAGAUGACUCUGAGGAAGAACAAAGGCAGCUAUUAUUUGAAGACACCUCUUUGACUUUUGGAACAUCUAGCAGGGGGCGAGUCCGAAAGUUGACUGAAAAAGCAAAAGCUAAUUUAAUUGGUUGGUAACAUGUACCAAAACAUUUUACUUUAAAUGAUAUAAAGCAGGUACAGUUAAGGAAUAAAUAGAAUCAAGGCUUCUUCCUGGCUGCUAUUAUGGAUUAGAGAGUGUUAUAAUUUGAAAGAAUUAGCAAAAAAGAAAAGAGAAAAAAGAACACUUCUUUAAAGAAAUAUAUAUUUUAAAUGUUUGCUAUUUAUUGCCCUCAAAUAGGUUAUACAUUUCAACAGUCAUUUUACUCAUGGUUCAGAAGGGAGAGGGGAGCAAUUGAAGAUGUUAGAGCAAUUCCUGAUUUAUUUAUAGAAGAAAAAGAUUUGUUCGCACUGUGGAGGUGCAUCAUAUUCCUAGUUAACAGAACUUUUCAUGCUACAAUGUAUGUUUAUUUUUGACCAAGCAAGGUACAUUUCUAUUGAUUAUAGAAGUCUUGUCUCCUAGGAAGACAGAAUGUUGCAGAGUGGCAGUAAAUUAAGAAUUGUGUUUCCAGUAAAGAUACAUAUAAAAUCACCAAACUUUGCUAAUCUUUAAUUUCGGUAAUGUUAGAAAAUGCUUAGAAAACAGGCUUUUUGCUUUAUCCCAUUUCUGCCAAACCUAAAAAAAAUUUCUUGUAAAAAAUAUAUCCACAUUGGAAAAAGUUUGACUGGUGUCUAAUUUUUCAGACCUUGAUUCUUGUAUCAAUCACUAAAUCUCUGUUUAUUGUGCCAAAGACUGAGCAUCAGUGCAGUGGGAAGCCUGUUUUUGACUCUCCAUACAGCAUACAGUUUUCAACAAUGAAAAAGGCUGUAUGUUACUCUUAAGUAGAAAGUUACUUAAAAUUGUGCUAAAAUUUAUCCUUUUGGUACUUAAAAAUAAUGCACUGGUGGGAGUCCUUUGACAGAGAUGUUUUAGGCAAAAUAUUUAAGUGGUUAAAGGAUUCAAGGAAAUUACAGGAAAGGUAUGGAAUUUGCUGUUUACUUGAUCUGGAUUAAUAUCAUUUCUAUGACAUUAGACAUUUGCUAGGCUAAAAUAAUUUACAAAGAAAUGUGUCUGUGUGUGUAUGUGUAUAUGAUAGAUGGAUAUAUAAAAAUAUAUACAAACACAUACGUAUACAAUAUUACCCAGGUAAAAUUCUUUUCAGGAUUUUUUAAAUAGCACUAGAAUAAAAUAAUUUGAAAUGUCAUACUUUAUAGUUUAAUUUUAAGGGGAAGAUUGGUUAUUUUCAAUUAUAAAGGUUAAAAUAGGCCAAAUCACUUUUUAUGCAAUCAUGUUUUAUACAGUGGUCUCAUUGCACAUUGUGUUUUUUCUGCACUUUUUACGGUAUUCUUAUCACGCUGAUAGAAGUCAAUAUACACCCUAAAGAAAAAUUCCAUUUAAUGAUUGUGCCUUGUAUUCUAAUUUUUUUUUUUUUGCAUCUUUAGUAAAAUUAAGUUGUCUAUUGUAAAUGAUAACUAUAUGACUUAGGGGAAUGUAUUGCUAUAUGUACUGCUAUGGAAAAGGAAAGCAGUUAUUUAUUUGUUUAUGGUACAUUUAGUUAUUUUAUACCUUAAAAACCAACUUAAAAUACCAUUUCUGUUCAAAAAAUGUUGUCCAUUACAAGAAAAAUUUAAAGGAUGUAGUAUUUUCUGAGGACUGGUAUGGUACAAAAAUGUAACCAAAAUUUUCAGAUACUACAUUUUUGAAAUGGGAUUAGGAAACAGUGUAUUAUCAUAACCCAGCUGUAGAAGAAUAAAGGUCUUUAAAUUGAAUGUUGCCAAAUUAAAUUGCAUAGUAAUCUUUAUAUAUUCUGGUAAUGUUAAAUAUUAGCUGUCAUUUAAUUGUUCUAAAGAAAAAUAAUAGUUGAUAUAUUUGGAAUUUUUAGGUUAAGUUUGUGCAAAAAUCCUCAUAUAAAAUUAAGUAAAACCGUUUUCCAAAUUUUGACUGGGUUGCCAUGAUUUUACAUUUUGGGAGGAAAAAAAAACUAAUUUGAAAACUUAGCAGGUUUCUUUGUAUAUUUAUUUUUUCUAAUGGUUAUUUAACUCUUCAGUUAAAAUUAAGUGGCUAAACCAUUCAUAAUGCAAAAGGUGGAAGGAUUGCUUGGUUGUACAGUAAAAUGCAGUCUUUCAGUUAUACCAUUAAAAAUAAUGAAAUGUGUGUGUGUUUGACCUUUAACAAGGAUUAAUUUAAAAGAUCUCAUUGCUUUUGAAGGCAAUCAAUAUCAGAUAUGUAAUUUCCUGAUGUUAUCUGCAUUGUGUUAAAAACAGUAGCAUUCAUCUAAAAGUUCAUUUUCUGUAAAAAUAUAUACAGAUAUACAUAUAUAUUUUUAUGGUGUGUACAGUAUAAAGCUAUGAAUUCAUAAGAAUGACCCAUAUACCAUCUUGGAGUGUAUGACAACACUUCUCUAGUACAGUGUGUGGGGAUUCUAACUCUCGAGCAAAGAAAUGAGUAUUUAAGGUCUUAUCUGCAGCACAUAUUCUUUCUGUUCUGCAAACACUGUAUAUUUAUGACCUUAAGCUUACAGUUUUACUAGUAACUGAUAGACACUGGUUUCUUAAUGAAUCAUGAAUUAUUUGGGUCAGGUUCUUUUUAAUUGAAACACUUUAAAAUUUUUAUUAGUGAUGCAAUAUAUAUUUAAAUUUUAUAUUUUUAUAAUUUAGCUUCACUAUGUUGCAAAGGUUUAGUUCAAAAGAUAUAAGUCCUUAUCUUUUGUGUGCUUUCUGUUUAGGAAAAUGUUCCAAGACAUUGAUACCAACUCUGUGUGAUCGUGCUCACAAACACACACACAUCCCAAGUUGUUCUACAUGAGCAAUAAAACAAUCUUGUUUUUUGGAAUAAUUUCAUAAAUGAUGGCUUGUUACAUGUAAUAUAUAAAAGCCAUCUGUAUUUUUAGUUACCUAUGGUGAAAUUCACAAAAAUUUGUCCCAAAGUAAAAAAAAAAAAAUGUGUUUUUUUUUUUAACAAAACACAUAAAUGUUGCAAACAUGCAGUUUAAACAUUAAAUCUAAUUAGGGCCUCAUAACCCUGGCACAAUAGAUUUGUAGCUUCAUUAAUCUAAAUCCAUUGAGCUCUGAUAUUGUGGUUUUAGGCUGUUUUCUGUCUAUUAAGCAUUAACUGAGGCCAGAGUUUAUUAUAAUUACUUUCAUUGAUUUAAGUAUGAUUUCACUGCAACUGAAAAGAAUGUUUGAUUGUCAUAUUAUGACAAGUGGUUAUAUCUUUACAAAUUGUCUUCCUCUUUAAAUGUGAUUUGAAUGACUGUAUGAAAUAUUUGUAUUCAUUUUAAUUUGUACAAUUUGGGAUUGGGUUUGGACAUACUUAAAAGAUGGGAUUGACUGAAUUUAGUAUUACUAGGAAAUUAAUUAUGUAAGAUAUAUUAUUAACUGAUAAAAGGACCCUCAUGCCGCAUGUAUGUUAACUACUAGAACUGUCACUUGUCUGUAUGGUGCAGUAGACCAGUCAAUACACUGUUACUGUACAAAUGUAUUCAAGUACCAAUUUUAGCUGGUUGGAUGUCAGCAAUUUUUUAAAGAUUGUCAUAUGUAGACUAAAUUAGUACAUCCAGGCUUUGCAGUUGCUUCAAUUCUAAUAACAUUCCAUGACAUAUAUAUAGUUUGCUCGUACCCGCUCAACUUCAGCUGGAAACAGUCUUAUUUUCUGUUUACUACCUAUUGAAAUUUAAUGUUAAUUUUUAAUUUAUGUUUUAUAUUUUUUUAUGUUACCUUGCCUUUUUAAAAAUAAUAAUUAGUUGGGGGGACUGGGCUACUCAGUUGACUAAAGGGCUAUGCAUUUUCUGCUUAGUUUCUCUAAAUCUUCUAACAUAUAUGCACAUUGUAGCAAGUAAAGGACUUUACUCUAGGAAUGGCCCCAAAACUGAGAAUUAUCUCCACAGAUAAUGCAAAUUAGCCUUUUUAUUUCUUUAUCUGGAUUUCUCUGGUUUUUUUUUCAAUAAACAUUAAAACUAUGGGCUUUUUUGUUUUUUAGUUUAAUUUUCAGAUCAUUUAAAUUCUGUAAUCUUUAAUUUUCUAUGAGAAUUGUUAACUAUAAACUAUAUUAAAUAGUCUUAAGCACUCCCAGUGAAGAAAGUUAAUUUUACUUAUGAGGAAAAAAAAGUCUAAAGACUACAAGUACCAGUUUUGGAGCUCCAGAGAUAAACUUGUACACACUGCAAUAAAAAUACAAGAGUUAAAAAUGGUCUGAACUAUAUAUAGUUUUGGGGUUUGGUUUUAAUAACUCUACUUUGUAAUUAUUUUUGAUGCAGAUAAAUACAUCAGGAAAUUAACCUUACAUGGCACAAACCAAAUACAUGAUGGUGGGUGGUGAUAUUGUACAAUGAAUUUCUACAUUUAAAGAACUAAGAGGUUAGGUUUUGAAUGGUAUAUCAAUGUCCACCUUGUAUACAUGCAUAUAAGGCACGUGCACAUACAUGCUAUGUUCUAUGUAAGGUUGUGCAUGUUGAUUUACCGGUUAUGGUAUGCUGUAGAGUAUGAGACAAAUAAAAGUUACAUUUUUGGACCAUAUUAAAACUGCAAACCAAGACAGGGAUCUUAUUAAAGAUCUUUUAGAAAAAUAUAAAUCCUGUCACUUAAGAUAUUUAGACAUGUGUAGAAUGUAGCUCAAUUUUAAGAAAGUGACCUAGAGGGUUAAUUUUGAAACUGACACAUUUUCAGAUAUAAAAUACACUUAUUUUGUACAGAAUACAAUGUUGAAUCUGUUGUAUGUAAUAAAUACCAUACAGUUUCAAAACAAGAUAAUUCUUUAGCUUUAUCCAGUUUUUUUCUUCCAGAAACCUGGAAUAUCAUGUUGUUAUAAUCUACAGUAUCACAACAGGAUAACAGUGCCCUUUCUUUUUGUACAUACUGAUUGGACCUUUCUUUACUGUUAUGUGGACACUUUCUAUGUUAGUUUUGAUGCAUAAUUCUUUGAAUCCUUUUAUACAAACUAGAAUGUAUGUGUAAGAAUUCCUGUCACUGCAAUGUAGUAACUACAAACCUAUUUUUAAAUAAAUAGAAAACUUGUUUUUCUAA